Messenger RNA from Nematostella vectensis (starlet sea anemone), 796 nucleotides. Its product is annotated as MORN repeat-containing protein 2. Bases 106 to 549 code for a protein of 147 amino acids. The transcript is spliced from 7 exons. NCBI's taxonomy places the organism in Eukaryota, Metazoa, Cnidaria, Anthozoa, Actiniaria, Edwardsiidae. The record is from RefSeq and is a predicted model, not a curated record.
AGCGGGUUGCUAGGAGACUACCAAGGCUUAUCGAAUAUCAAAUAUGGCGGACGAAGCGAAAUAACAACAAACAAACUUUACUGCCACGAAAUCCCCAUUAUUACGAUGCCUGCUUCAAAGAAGGGCGAGAAAAAAGGAGGAAAAGCUGACCAGGGUCAAACUAUUCUAAAAGGGGUAUACAUGUUUCCAAAUGGAGACAAAUAUGAUGGAGAGUACAUCCAAUGUGAUGGGGGCUUACAAAGACACGGGUACGGAGAACAUAUCACCACCAGUGGACUCUGUUACCAAGGCAACUGGAGUGAUGAUAAAAUGAAUGGAAAAGGCAAGCUUAUUCAUCCCUCAAGGGCUGUAUAUGAGGGGGAGUUUGUCAACAAUGAGUUCAGUGGCUUUGGAAGGUACACAUGGGCAGAUGGUUCAAGCUAUGAAGGAAACUUCUCGGAUAACAAACUGGAAGGAUAUGGAAACUUUACUGACGUCAAAGGGCAAGUUUGGUACGGAAACUUCACGCACAAGGCAGCACCAGGGCUCAAAUUUAAACUCAACCUUUGAGAGCCUCCAUGGAUGCCUACAAAUGGCCUAUGUAAAUUAUUAUGUACAAUUGUAAUAUAUAGCUUUCAGUUCUUUAGAACAAAUAUCUUUGCUGGUAGCAUAUUGGUGUUUAUUUUUCACUACAGCUGAUUUGAAUCACGUUUUAUUUUUUAAAGUGAUUUGGGCCAUACCUAGUCUUAGAAGAAAUUGAAUAAGUAACAUUACAACUGUUCUGUCAUUAUUUAUAAUAAACACAACUGUCUUCCCA